AGGGAGGCUGUGUCUAUUGCAUCUGGACUCUCAUACUCUGCAGAUGUUUCACUCUGUACCAGCUUCACCUAGCUUCUCGAUUCUUUUUCUUCUUUUUUUGUCCAGGCAACGUCACACCUCCAGAGGACACCAGUGCUUGUCUUAUUUUUUUGCUGAGCCUUGCAUCUUCCAUCUAUCACAUUAUUUGCUUUAAACAGAAGCUCGUCUGCUUUCAAGUAAGAGAGCAUACAAAAUCAAUCAUAUUCUUUCACUGGCGAGAAGAAUGAGCCCUCUCUCUUUUCAAGGAUUCCCCUCAUUUUAAGCAGCUACUGAUUUCAUUUUUGGACUUUUAGAACACACAAUCUAUAGGAUGCCAGUAAUCCUGUUUUUGUGUAAUGCAUUCCCUGGAGUAGUUAGCCUAGUUACUAAGAAACCUGGAGGUUGGCUUCUCAAGGUGAGAGGUUUUAUACCUCUUCUCUUUUCCAGAAAGUCAGUAGGCUUUUGAGAUCAAAAUUUUCUGUGUGCUUUAGUAAGAUCCACUGCCAACAGCCAACUGGGAGCCAGACCAAGCACUUAUUUGGUCAAUAACUAUGACAGUUGCGACUGGAGAUCCCACAGAUGAAGCUUCAGCGCUGCCAGGUCACCCCCAGGACACUUAUGAUCCCGAACCAGACCAUGAAUGUUGUGAGAGGGUCGUUAUAAAUAUUUCAGGGCUGCGGUUUGAAACGCAGUUGAAAACGUUGUCACAGUUCCCGGAAACAUUAUUGGGAGAUCCUAAAAAGAGAAUGAGAUACUUUGACCCACUGAGAAAUGAAUAUUUCUUUGAUCGAAAUAGACCAAGUUUUGAUGCGAUCCUUUACUAUUACCAAUCUGGGGGCCGGCUACGGAGACCUGUUAAUGUACCAUUGGAUAUAUUUUCGGAGGAAAUUCGGUUCUAUGAACUUGGCGAAGAAGCCAUGGAGAUCUUUAGGGAAGAUGAGGGAUUUAUUAAGGAAGAGGAACGUCCCUUACCAGAUAAUGAGUACCAGAAGCAGGUGUGGUUGUUAUUUGAGUAUCCUGAAAGCUCUGGACCUGCCAGGAUUAUAGCUAUUAUCUCAGUCAUGGUGAUUUUAAUAUCUAUUGUCAGCUUUUGCCUUGAAACUUUGCCUAUUUUCAGAGAUGAAGAAGACAUGCCUGGGAAAUAUUACGACCCAAGUCCCAACAGCACUCAUGGAUACCAACAGCCUAACACUUUUAAAGACCCUUUCUUCAUUGUGGAGACCCUUUGCAUUAUCUGGUUCUCAUUUGAGUUUCUGGUUCGAUUUUUUGCCUGCCCAAGCAAAGCUGGCUUCUUUACCAAUAUCAUGAAUAUAAUUGAUAUAGUUGCCAUUAUUCCUUACUUCAUCACACUAGGCACAGAACUGGCAGAGAAAUCUGAAGAUGGGCAACAGGGUCAACAAGCUAUGUCUUUAGCAAUUCUUAGGGUUAUUAGACUGGUUAGAGUAUUUAGAAUCUUCAAGCUUUCCAGACAUUCUAAAGGUCUCCAGAUUCUGGGACAGACCCUCAAAGCCAGCAUGAGGGAAUUAGGUCUUCUAAUAUUUUUUCUCUUUAUUGGUGUUAUUCUUUUUUCCAGUGCAGUGUAUUUUGCAGAAGCUGAUGAGCGAGAUUCUCAGUUUCACAGCAUCCCAGAUGCCUUCUGGUGGGCUGUGGUUUCCAUGACAACAGUAGGAUAUGGAGACAUGGUCCCUACAACAAUAGGUGGCAAGAUAGUAGGCUCCCUGUGUGCUAUUGCAGGCGUUUUAACCAUUGCCUUGCCUGUUCCAGUCAUAGUGUCUAAUUUCAAUUACUUCUAUCAUAGAGAGACAGAGGGAGAGGAGCAAGCACAAUAUUUGCAAGUAACGAGCUGUCCAAAGAUUCCAUCUUCCCCUGACCUUCAAAACAGUAGAAGUGCCUCCACGCUCAGUAAAUCUGACUACAUGGAAAUUCAGGAAGGUGUUACUCAUAGCAAUGAAGAUUUUAGAGAGAAGAAUUUAAAAACUGCAAAUUGCACUUUAGGUAAUACCAACUAUGUAAAUAUAACCAAAAUGCUAACUGAUGUCUGACUGACUUUUUCAUUGCAAGGGUGUCUGGGACAAUUGCAGUGCUUGUGUAAUGCAAUAAUCUGCUAGGUCAUAUAUUUCUAGGUGUGUCAAUUCUGCAUGGAAAGCAAUAGCUGUGUAACGUGAUGUAUAUUGCAUUUCCAAUUAGAACAUCUCGUAGAACAUCUAAUAUUAAGUGAGGGGAAUUUUGACAUCUUUAUGACCAAGAAGCAAAGAGAAUCUUUUUUAGGCUGCAUACCAGACCAGAUGUACUGCUUACUCUCACAAUGUUCUUACUGGCAGAAAGGAAAUUCCUUCCUGGCCAUGUUGCCAACAUGGAACUGAAAGGCUUCAGCUGCUGCAGACCCUCUUUGAGAAUAUAGCUGCCAGACAUAGCUGUGCUUUAUCAAUAUCCUAAAAUGAAACUAAAUGAAGCAUCGCAAAGGUUGCCAAAAGAGGGUCUGCAGCUGCCAUAUGGACUUUACAUUUUACUUUGGUAAUAGGCCUCAAAAGUUGGUUACCUAUAUCGUUACGAAGACACGAAUGUGGGCAACCAGCCACCCUGCACAUAUGGCUCAUGCAUAUACCAUUACAAGAACAUGAUUGUCCAAAGAAAUGUAUCUUACGUGUACUUAAAGACACUAUCUUAUUUAUAAAACUCAUCUAGAUUAGAAACAGAUCUUGAAAUCUUUUGGACAUAUCAACUCGUAAGCUGUAGGAAUCUCCAAUUUAAUUGCACUUAAGUAAUAAUGCACAUACGUACAGCAUGUCAUUUCAUGCUUUAAUAAUGAUUAGGAUAAAGGAUUAAGAAGCCGUCCAUAUUUUAAAGGAGAACAUAUAUAUUUUUGUGUUGUGUUUUUGCAGAGGGAUGUACGACAAAUGGCUAUACCUGAAGACAUCUGUGUUCUGCAGAUCUAUGCAUACUCAUUACAAACACUCGCGCAUAAAUACAUGACAGUGGUCUAUUGCUUCCUUACUCUUAUCAGUCUCUAGUGUUUAAUACAAUAAAUAGUUCAUUUGUAAUGGCUUAAAGGAAAAUACACAAAUGUUGAUUUUUAGAUGUCAUACCAACAUGUUGUAAGGCAAUGAUGGGUUAAACGAUUAAGGGAUAUCACAGUAUGGGGUUCUGGGAUUUUCCUCCCCUUGUUGACAGAUAAGAAAGGCUGUGGUAAAGCUAUUGACCUAUGGAAGGUAACCCAUGUGAAGGAAGUCGAUGUAAAAUACAUGUAUGCAUGUUCAAAUAAUGGAAUUUUAGCUAUUCCCAACAAUCUAGUCGGAAUGCCGAUCCACAUCUGUAAGGUUGAGAUGUUCUGUUGUACUUCCUUUUGUAUGUGGGUAUAUCUGUCUCCUGAAGAACUUGAUAUAUAUUAUCUAUUGCUAAUAAAUUGGAGGGGUAUAUAUUACUGUUUAAAGUGCUACAAGUCCCCUCCAAUGUUGAAGGACUCAGGUGUUUCGUGAUAGUCUAUGAUAGUGCUGUCCAACAUAUUUUUCAUGACGUAGGCCAUAAAAGAUUUCGUAGUGGACCCGGUUCAUAUAAAUACAGUGAUCUAAUAAAACAGACUACCCGAGGUGUCCUAAAGCAGGGUUGUGGACAACCCAUGGGUGCUUGUGGGUUGUUUCUUACCUGCGGGAUUCUUGUUGGACUACGCAAUUUUUAUGACAUAGUUUAUGCCUACAUUUCAUUUAUAGAACAAUAGAUGUAUGUGAAAUUAGACUAAUGCAUGAGUGCAGAUUGCAUGUAUUCACUAUGUAGAAAAAUACACAAUACGGAAAAACUUUUUUCCCAGUAGAAGAAAACAUAAACAAAAAAAAAAAAAUGAAACAUAGCUAUAUGCAUAGCUGCAUAAAUGGUGAUAGUACUUAUACUCUUGAACUUAUUAUCUAGAUUAAUUUCCUUAUAGGAAUAAAUAGACUGAAUCAGGAAAAGGGACGUACUGAUUGUAUAUUUUAUAAGACAUUUAAGCUAUAAGUAAAAUAUGCUUGCAUCAAGGAAUGUGCUUACA
This is a messenger RNA of Pelobates fuscus (common spadefoot toad), 4039 nucleotides long. Its product is annotated as potassium voltage-gated channel subfamily A member 2. Gene Ontology annotation, molecular function: delayed rectifier potassium channel activity; protein binding. Gene Ontology annotation, cellular component: dendrite; membrane; voltage-gated potassium channel complex. The record is from RefSeq and is a predicted model, not a curated record. The coding region runs from base 570 to 2060 and encodes 496 amino acids. The transcript has 3 exons. Lineage: Eukaryota; Metazoa; Chordata; Amphibia; Anura; Pelobatidae. Gene Ontology annotation, biological process: potassium ion transmembrane transport; protein homooligomerization.